This is a messenger RNA of Hippocampus comes (tiger tail seahorse), 4725 nucleotides long. RefSeq names its product crumbs cell polarity complex component 1 (gene crb1). Lineage: Eukaryota; Metazoa; Chordata; Actinopteri; Syngnathiformes; Syngnathidae. Gene Ontology annotation, molecular function: calcium ion binding. Bases 1 to 3963 code for a protein of 1320 amino acids. The transcript has 13 exons. The record is from RefSeq and is a predicted model, not a curated record.
AUGGAGCACAAGAGCCUCCCCGGAGGUUUUGCAUUCAGCCUGAUUGGACACUUGAAGGAGGAUCGCUGCGACUGUGCAACUCCUUUGGGGCACCCGCCAGGUGUGGAUUUGUGCUCACCAAAUCCUUGCCAAAACCGAGCCUUGUGUCAAAGCCGCGUGGAUGGCUACGCAUGCUUCUGUGUGCCGGGCUUCCAGGGUGCUCACUGUCAGAUUGAUGUCAACGAAUGCGUCUCCCAGCCCUGCAUGAACGGAGGCACCUGUGUAGACAGAGUGGGCCGCUACUCCUGUCUAUGUGCCACUGGGUUCACUGGGGCCACUUGUGAAGUCUCGAUUGAUGAGUGUCAAUUACAGCCGUGUCUCAAUGGCGGCAGUUGCCACAGCAACACUGGUGGCUUCAUUUGCACCUGCCCGCCCAGUUUCCAAGGACACCGGUGUGAAAUCAACAUCGAUGAAUGCCACGACAAGCCGUGCCAAAAUGGGGCUCUGUGUAUAGAUGAAGAGAAUGGAUAUAGCUGCGACUGCUCACAAACAGCCUUUACUGGUAGACGUUGUGAGGGCCUGAGACAACAAUGCCACUCUCAACCCUGUUUCAACAGUGCCACCUGUAUGGAGAGUCAGGAUCAUUACACCUGUCAAUGCUUGCCAGGGUUUGAGGGUACACUAUGUGAAAUAGACAUCAAUGAGUGUGGCAGUAACCCGUGUUUGAACGGGGGCCGCUGCAUCGAGAGGUCAUGGCACGUCCUUUUUGGCAUCGAACCGCUGUUACCUGAACGCUACGACCCACGGCACGCUGCAGGCUACAUCUGCAGCUGUCCUCCAGGAACAACAGGUUCUCUCUGCCAGGAGCUCAUAGACCACUGUGAUCCCAGUCCAUGUCUGAAUGGGGGGAGGUGUGAGAACCACGAUGGGGGGUACAUGUGUCACUGCAGCAAACAGCGUAGCAAACCCCACCUUUAUGGAGGUGCAAACUGCGAUGUUCGGCUGGUGGGUUGUGACGGCCACGAGUGCCAGAACCAAGGCUCCUGCAAUCCCUUCCUGCUGGACGAAACUCACGGCUACACAUGCUCCUGCUCACCCGGAUACACCGGCCCCCUCUGCAAGACCCCCACCACCUUCUCAUUUGAACGUAGCGGCUACCUUCUGCUACAGAGCCCCUUUGUGGAUGCUGAAAUCUCUUGCAACAUCACCCUCAGCUUCAAGACCGCUCUUCCCAGGGCUAUAUUGUUCCAGCGGAGCAUUCGGGCCCUGUUGCUGAGCCUGGAGCUGCAAGGGGGGCAGCUUCACCUCACACUUAGAAGGCAAGCUGUCGCCGGGCUCCAAGUGCAGAGUCGAAUUGGGGCUUUGGAGCUGUCCCACACAGUCACCGAUGGAGAAUGGCAUAGUGUCGAGGCAGUGCUUACAAACCGGGUGCUCAGUCUGAGACUCUUGAAUGAUGCGGUGGCAAAAUGUGAGAGGCAGUUGUGCUAUAAGGUGGCUCCAGUCCCGAAUAACUUGGAUGGCCUGGUGUCGCCCCCUCAGAACACCUUCAUUGGAGGGGUGCGAAAGGACUCAAGCGAGGACUCCUCACUUCCGCCAUUCAUUGGUUGCAUGCGGGAUGUCUUGGUGGACUGGCAACUGAUUGUCCCGGAGGAGUGGCUGAGUGACUCUGCAGUGAACGUUUCUCCUGGCUGCAGCCACCGUGACCGCUGCUUAGAUGUGCCUUGCCAAAACAAUGGGCUGUGUGUCAACUUGUGGCAGAGCUAUCAGUGCCUGUGUCCAAGGCCUUACGAGGGCCAAGACUGUGAAGAGGAAUAUGUGACUGCACGCUUCGGGAGCGAAGACUCACUCAGUUUCGCUGCCUUCAACGUCACAGAUGACCUCGGUCAGGGCCUCUCAAUGUCUCUCUUCCUGCGUACACGGAGGACUGGCGGCCUCCUGCUUGCUGUGGGCAACAGCAGCAUGCAGUACCUGCGCGUGUGGCUGGAGCACGGAGUGGUCACGACUCAGCUCGGGAACGUCAAGAGCCUGAGGGGCGAGAGCGCGGUCAAUGACGGUGAAGUUCACUUUGUCAAUGUUGAGGUGGUGAAGGGGCAAAUGACGCUGCACGUGGAUGCUCACAAACAAGCUGAGGUGGAGGCCAGGGCAGAUGGGGUUCAAGCAGGAGACAUCGUCUACGUUGGAGGUCUGCUUAAAGGCGAUUCCACUGCAGCUUGGGGGGGACCUUUUAAAGGAUGCAUCCAAGACUUGCGGAUAAAUGACAGGAGGCUGCAGUUUUUUGGUUUGGACACUUCAGUGACAACGUUCCCUUUGCAACUCAUGGAGAAUGUGACCGCCGGCUGCUCUGGAGACAACAUUUGCAGCAGGAACCCUUGUCUAAACGGCGGCAUGUGUUACAACUUGUGGGACGAUUUCACCUGCACGUGCCCACCCAGCACAGGAGGGCGACACUGUGAAGAUGUCAGAUGGUGCGAAUUGUCGCCGUGCCCCGCAGACGCUGAGUGCAAGAUACUCAACCAAGGAUAUGAAUGUUACUCCAAUGCCACUUUCCUGAAUGACAGCACUGUGCUGGUCUAUCGAGGAAAUGGACACAUAUUACGCAACCUAACCAACCUCUCGGUGAACUUGCGCACUCGGAAACGCAGCGCAGCCAUCCUUCACGCCGAGAAGGGCCCUGCCUUUGUCACCCUCUCUGUCCAGGAUGGCUUCCUCUUUAUGGAGCUUCAGAGUUCCACCAGAGAUGCAGGAGUGUCGGGGGAAGACGAGCGAGGAGAGUCCACAAUCAGCCUCAACAGCAUGAGACCUGUCAGUGACGGCGAGUGGCACAAUGUCCACUUGUUUAUGACGGCACCGUGGGCUAAUAUGUCUCAGUGGACUCUGGUGCUGGAUGAUGAAGUAGAUGAAGCCGUCACCUCCAUUGGUCAAGGGGGCAAUCUGGACUUCCUCAGGAAGGGAGUAGACAUCUUCCUGGGAGGUUUGGCGCCUGACGUCGGCUGGUCACUGGCAGGGUGUCUGGGCACGGUGGAGAUGGGCGGGAUUGCGCUGCCUUACUUCAGCUCUUCUCAGGUGAACCUUCCACGCUUGCAGGAGGAGAAAUUCAUCCAGACGUCCCUCAAUCCGCCGCUGGUCGGUUGCAGCGGGGCGUCCGUAUGCACGCCCGACCCGUGCUUGAAUGGAGGGGAGUGCCAGGACUUAUUUAACUCCUACAACUGCAGCUGCGCUGAGGGCUGGGCAGGGAGGCACUGCGGCUUCUUCAUUGACACCUGCGCCUCCGGUCCUUGCCUCCACGGCAACUGCAGCAUCAAGGGGCUGAGCUACGAGUGCUCUUGCGAACUCGGAUACACAGGGGUGGACUGCGAGGAAGAGGUCGAUAUCUGUGAAAACCAUCUGUGUGCCCAUGGAGGAACCUGCUUGCAUGGACCUGACAGCUAUGCUUGUCUGUGCGCUGAAAACUUCACCGGACCUCUCUGCAACGAACGGGUUGAAGAAAUUCCUUGGUACGUUGUUGUCAGGAAUAUGCGCCCCAAGCUUCCUGUGUCUGUUUGUGGAGAUGACCUCAAAAACUACACUUGCUUCAAUGGUGGCAACUGCACUGAGCGCGAGUUGUCAUGUGAUUGCCCACCUGGCUUCGCUGGACACCGGUGCGAGCAGGAGGUGGACGAGUGCAAGUCCAACCCGUGUCUGAAUGGAGGCUACUGCCGCAACCUCAUCAACAAGUUCCUGUGCGUAUGCGACAUGAGCUACGCCGGCGACAUAUGCCAGACGGACUUGACUUCUGAAGGCGUGACCUCUGACCUGCUAUUGGCCAUCAGUCUUGUGUCUGUCGUCCUGCUGCUGGUUCUCAUCCUGACUUCGGCCGGACUGGUGGUCGCGUUGAACCGCCGAGCCACCCACGGGACCUACAGCCCCAGCCGGCAGGAGAAGGACGGAUCUCGGCUGGAGAUGUGGAGCAUCACUCAGCCUGCGCCCAUGGAGAGGCUCAUCUGAGCAGUGGAAAACAUCCGAGGAUGACCGAGGAAACGCCUGCGUCCUGGAGUGAGGCCUUCACAUUUGUAUAUGCACAUGGUGCAAAAUCGUAAGAGCUUUUUGGGGACACCGUUCAUCCAUCUUGCUGCACCUGCCACGCUAGGCGGCCUUCAUUCUCGAUAUAUUCCAGCACACGAUGGAUGGAGUUUGUGUGUCUAAUCUAUAUUUGGAGGACAGAUGGAGCAAUGCUUUCCCAACAUGUUGUACACAUUGAAUACAUGCUGCUCUCACUUUUUUGUUGUUGUUGCUCCUGAAUGGUUCUAAUCAAAGUGGUCUCAAGGAAAAAAGUUGAAAACCAGUGUUAGCAUUGUAUAACGACUCUUGUCAAGCACCUUGAGUGUCCCUUUUUUUUUAAGUCAAAAGUGCAUGCAUAGAACUGUGGCAACAUUUUAAAACACUGUUGACGUGCUGUGCUGAAAAUGCAGUAUUUUGUCUCAAAGUGGUAGUGUGUUAAAUAAACAAACAAAAAAAUGUUUUUCGGACAAUUGUUUACUGCAGAGUCUAGAGUAGCAUCUGAAUUUACAGUGAUCCGUCGCUACUUCGCGGUUCACUUUUCGCGGUUUCAGUGCAUUGCGGAUUUGUCAAAAGCAUUCAUUUAAAAAAAGAAAAGAACGCGAAAAUGGCGCAAAAGGUCCGCAAGAGGCAGCCAAAGUUGGCAAAACAGCGAGUCACAUAGAGCAACAUAUACAGUACUACAUGUUUAUUUCAUGUCUAUGUUUACUG